Cryptomeria japonica (Japanese cedar) is the source of this 1478-nucleotide messenger RNA. RefSeq names its product alpha-galactosidase. The transcript is spliced from 15 exons. The coding region runs from base 134 to 1312 and encodes 392 amino acids. Gene Ontology annotation, molecular function: hydrolase activity, hydrolyzing O-glycosyl compounds. Gene Ontology annotation, biological process: carbohydrate metabolic process. The record is from RefSeq and is a predicted model, not a curated record. NCBI's taxonomy places the organism in Eukaryota, Viridiplantae, Streptophyta, Pinopsida, Cupressales, Cupressaceae.
AACAAGAGAAAAGACCAAAUCAAAUUGUUAUGGUGGAGGUUUGAAACCUAUAUAUAGGAUAGCAAAUUAACCUUGGAAAUAUGAAAGCCUUUCUGUAUGUCUUUUUAAUUUCUGCUUUGGAGAUUGUUAAAACAUGAAAAUGGUCUCUGUUUUGUUUGUAACACUUUUGGGUAUUUGUUUGUGCUUUCAAGCCAAUGCAACCUACAAUGGACUCGGCCAGAAGCCUCCAAUGGGAUGGAAUGGUCGUGAAUAUUUCUUUUGCAGUGGUAUUAAUGAAAAUGCUAUUCGCGGAGCAGCUGAUGCACUGAUUUCCACUGGAUUGUCCAAGUUAGGAUAUGAAUAUGUAAACAUAGAUGACUGUUGGGGUGAAAAACACCGAGAUGCUCAGGGCAAUCUUAUUGCUAAAGCAACAACAUUUCCUUCUGGCAUAAAGGUUUUGGCAGACUAUGUUCAUUCUAAGGGACUCAAACUCGGUAUAUAUGCUGAUGCAGGAUCAAAAACUUGUUCCGGAAGGAUGACAGGUUCAAUUAAGCAUGAGCAACAUGAUGCUAACACAUUCGCUUCAUGGGGAGUAGACUACUUGACAUAUAUGAGCUGCUACAUUCCUGAGUUCAACCCUCUUGCGAGGUACCAAAAAAUGAGUAAGGCUCUCCUAAAGACAGGGCGUCCUAUAUUCUUUGCCACUGGUAAUUGGUACAACCUAACAGACUAUAUUGAGGAAGGACCUAAGGUUGCCAACAGCUGGUUGAGUGCUGAAAUUGGAGUUCGAUAUGUAGACAUGUUAGAUGUCGCUGACCAGAACAAUGAGCUUGCUGCUUAUGCAGGUCCUAAACGUGGAUGGAAUGAUGUUGAUGUAUUGCAGAUUGGAAAGAUGGGCCCCAGUUGGACAAUUGAGGAGUACAGAUCACAAUUCAGCAUAUGGGCCUUAAUGAAGGCACCCUUGAUCAUUACCACUGACUUAAGGAAUGCGAGUCAGGAAACUCUAGAGAUCCUGGGAAACAAAGAGGUUAUUGAUGUCAAUCAAGAUUCAUUAGGAGUUCAGGGGAAGAAAGUGAGCAAACAAGGAGAUCUUGAGGUAUGGGCAGGGCCUCUGUCCAACAAAAGAGUGACUGUAGCGUUGUGGAACAGAGGCAAUUCUACAGCUUCUAUCACUGCCAAAUGGAAAGACAUUGGCCUUUCAUCCAAAACUGUUGUUCAAGCAAGAGACUUGUGGGCUCAUUCAUACCUUCCAACAAGUUUAAAAGGAAGUCUCACCUCAAGCGUUGAUUCACACGUUGUCAAAAUGUAUAUUUUGACACCAAUCUAUGCUUAAACUUGAGACACAAGUUUGAAGCUCAAUAAAUGUCUUUUUUGCUUUUGUCUUUCUUAUUAUACACGUCUGGUAUACUUCCAGAUAUAGAAGAAUAAAAUAUGAAGUUUGUAAUAAUUUCAUCACCGUUAUCUAAAUCAAUAAGAAGCCAGUGGGUUUUCAGAUCUUA